AUGAAAGUGGUGAUCCAGAGGGUCAAGCAGGCCUCAGUGACGGUCAACAAGGAGGUCAUCUCGCAGAUCAACAAGGGGCUUAUGCUGUUGGUCGGCAUCUCGACCGAAGAUAGCAAGGAAGACGUUGAGAAACUGGCCAAUAAGGUGUUGCGGCUGAAGCUUUUCGAGGACGUGGGCGUCGACGCCAACACGAAAACCGAGUGGGUCGGCAAGCCGUGGCAAAAGAGUGUCGUGGACAUCAAGGGAGAGAUCUUAUCGGUGUCCCAGUUUACGCUGUAUGGCAACAUCAAGAAGGGCGCCAAGCCGGACUUCCACCGUGCACAGAAGGGCCAUGUGGCGCAGGAGCUGUACGAGAUGUUUUUGAGGCUGCUGCGUGCCGAGAUGGGCGAGGACAGCGUGAAAGACGGCCAGUUUGGAGCCAUGAUGGACGUGGGUAUCGUCAACGACGGGCCCGUUACGAUUGUCUGGGAUACAAGGGACAAAUAG
Molecule: messenger RNA, 486 nt
Organism: Ogataea angusta
Lineage: Eukaryota; Fungi; Ascomycota; Pichiomycetes; Pichiales; Pichiaceae
Exons: 1
Coding region: 1-486 (161 amino acids)
Biological process (GO): tRNA metabolic process
Cellular component (GO): cytoplasm
Molecular function (GO): D-tyrosyl-tRNA(Tyr) deacylase activity
Source: RefSeq, a predicted model, not a curated record